Molecule: messenger RNA, 1125 nt
Organism: Beta vulgaris subsp. vulgaris (sugar beet)
Lineage: Eukaryota; Viridiplantae; Streptophyta; Magnoliopsida; Caryophyllales; Amaranthaceae
Product: V-type proton ATPase subunit c''2
Exons: 4
Coding region: 238-771 (177 amino acids)
Biological process (GO): proton transmembrane transport
Cellular component (GO): proton-transporting V-type ATPase, V0 domain
Molecular function (GO): proton-transporting ATPase activity, rotational mechanism
Source: RefSeq, a predicted model, not a curated record
CCAAGGCCCGUUCUACCAGUCACCAAAUAACACAAGCCCAUUCCAUUCACUACCAUCCCAAAUCUCUCUCUCUUUCUCUCUCCUCUGACACCACCACCACCACGAAACACCCAACAUCUCAAGAUCAGAUCACAGAAACACAAAAACACAAAAACCCACAAAAUCAAUCAAUCAAUUAAUCAUCUCACUAACCCACAAAUCAAAAAAAAAACCCUAAAAAAUAAUCUACAGAUAGUAAUGGUUUAUCCGGUAACAAGUUCUUGGGCGAGAGCUCUAGUUCAGAUCUCUCCUUACACUUUUUCCGCCAUUGGUAUCGCGCUAUCAAUUGGGGUUUCUGUUCUUGGUGCUGCUUGGGGUAUAUACAUUACUGGGAGUAGUUUGAUUGGUGCUGCCAUUAAAGCUCCUAGAAUCACCUCCAAGAAUCUUAUCAGUGUAAUCUUUUGUGAAGCUGUUGCUAUAUAUGGAGUAAUUGUGGCUAUCAUUCUGCAGACAAAGUUAGAGAGUGUCCCGUCAUCUUUGAUCUAUGAACCUGAGGCACUUAGAGCAGGUUAUGCUAUCUUUGCAUCCGGAAUCAUUGUGGGCUUUGCCAACCUUGUCUGUGGGUUAUGUGUGGGUAUAAUUGGAAGCAGUUGUGCUUUAUCAGAUGCUCAAAACUCAACAUUGUUUGUGAAGAUUCUAGUGAUUGAGAUUUUCGGCAGUGCUCUUGGGCUGUUCGGAGUCAUUGUUGGCAUCAUCAUGUCUGCCCAAGCAACAUGGCCAAAGGCUGCAUGAUUUGCACCAUCUAUCAGAAAGAAACUCAUGUGUAAACUAGUGAAACUCAUUCGACAUUUCCGUGUUCCGUCACUGAAAUGAAGGUCUUGUUGUGAGAUUACUUUUAUUGCCUUGUAAAUUUAGAACAUCUUGUCUAGCUCCGAUAUGAGGGAAAAUGAAUUGGAGAUCAUAAUAGCAGAUUGAUUUGUGGGUACUUUGAGGUAGAUUUAAUGUUAUUGAAUUUUUGAAUAACGAGGCAAGAGCUCGUUGCUCUGUGUCCUAAAACUCAACUGGAAGUUGAUUAUUGCUUCAUUAUCUGGUGAAUUAUUACUAUUAUUAUUUUUGUACACAGAAUAAAGUUCUGUUUAUGGAGUU